CCGCGCAUGCGCAUAUGCACCAACUCCACUCUCAACAUGGCGCUUGCAAAGUCCGUGUACAAUCUGCUCUUCAGGAGAACGUCCACUUUCGCCAUAACCAUCAUGGUUGGGGCUGUCUUUUUCGAGCGAAUAUUCGACCAAGGUGGCGACGCGAUCUUUGAGCAAAUGAAUCGCGGGAAAUUAUGGAAGCACAUCAAACAUAACUACGAGACCAAGGAAGAAUAAUGGGGACGCCCGUUUCCACUGGCUCAAGUUGAAGCUUGUCAUCGAUCAUCCUGCCUGUUUGGACUCCACUCACUCAUUCACCCACCGAAACAAACAACAGCAAAGACGGACUCAAUGUGCUUCAAACUGACUCCAAAGUUUGACCAGACCCCGCGAAGGUGAUGCAGUGGACCCCUGGCAUUUCAUUCUCCCGAUUCCUGUCAUAUGUUCUGCCUUUGUUGUCACUCUCACAUAUUGUAAAUGAUUAAAUUAAAUGUUGACGUCUUAACGGA
This is a messenger RNA of Hippocampus comes (tiger tail seahorse), 497 nucleotides long. RefSeq names its product ubiquinol-cytochrome c reductase, complex III subunit X (gene uqcr10). Gene Ontology annotation, biological process: mitochondrial electron transport, ubiquinol to cytochrome c. The transcript has 2 exons. Bases 7 to 225 code for a protein of 72 amino acids. The record is from RefSeq and is a predicted model, not a curated record. Lineage: Eukaryota; Metazoa; Chordata; Actinopteri; Syngnathiformes; Syngnathidae. Gene Ontology annotation, cellular component: respiratory chain complex III.